Molecule: messenger RNA, 3964 nt
Organism: Panonychus citri (citrus red mite)
Lineage: Eukaryota; Metazoa; Arthropoda; Arachnida; Trombidiformes; Tetranychidae
Gene: Mms19
Product: MMS19 nucleotide excision repair protein homolog
Exons: 5
Coding region: 300-3278 (992 amino acids)
Biological process (GO): iron-sulfur cluster assembly
Cellular component (GO): cytosolic [4Fe-4S] assembly targeting complex
Source: RefSeq, a predicted model, not a curated record
UCCUAUUAUUUCAAGCGAUUUGUUUACACAUGUAAAUUUAAUUAAUGAAAAGAAAUUUAGUUAAUUACCUUGAUUGUGAUCACUUUUUAGUCUCCAUUUUUUUCAAUUUUCUAAUCUCAAUCAGUACUGGACACAUUUGAUUAACCGGUUUUAACUUUUGGAAACGAGUGGCGAUUUUCAUCCGUUCAAACCUGUGGCUGUUUAUGUUUGUUUAUUUUUGUUUUCUUCCGAUUGACUUGAUUGAAUUUCAUGCGAAUUGAUUUACCAUAAUUACUGUUGUAAAAUUUUGAACUAUUCAAAUGGAUUUGAGUUCCCUUAUUACAGAAUCAACUAAUGCUGAUGGAUCUCUUAAUUAUGGUAUCGUUAAACAAAAGUUAUCUGUGAUUAAUGAGAGUCUUUCCAAAAAUGAGACAAGCUUGGAAAAUUUUAUUCUUGGCCUUGGAACAGCAUUAACAUCAGCUAAAUUAGAUGAAAGAACCAAAGGAAUUAAAAUUCUUGCAGCAUUUAUUGAAUUGCUUACCCCUGAAAGUCUUGGUGAAAUUGAAACUGAAUAUUUAACUGAAUACUUGGUAACACGGUUAAGUGAUCAUCAUUCAUUCAUUCCGAUAAUAAUCAAAGCUUUGCUUCAUUUGUCACGAUUUUUUUCAAUCUCUGAUAAACAAGCAAUUGACAUAUUUCUUACAAUUAACCGUGAGGUUGCUAAUCAACAAUUACCAAUCCAAGAAAGAUUUCUAAUCUACCAGUUAAUUGGAAGUUUAUUUCCAUCUCAUUUGGAAGCCUACAAAUCGAUAAACAAUGAUUUUCUCUAUGGAUUCAUACAGAUCAUGGAGGGCGAACGGGAUCCUCGAUGUCUUUUAUUAUGUUUCGAUCUAUUUACCCAAAUAGUUGGUUCUCUUACCCCAGGACAUUUAGCUGAAGAAUUGUUUGACAUUGUCAGCUGCUAUUUUCCAAUUGUUUACCAUCCAACUCGAGACAAAGGAAUACAAAUUACUCGAGAUGAUCUUCAUGAAGCCCUAAAGAAAUGUUUCAUGAUCAGUCCAUCAUUUGCUCCAUUUGCUUACCUUUUAUUCACCGAGAAACUUGAAUCGGAAGUCGAAAGUGCCAAACUAGAUGCUUAUGAUAUGAUAAUCAGUUGUGCUCCAAUUUAUGGAGAUAAAGCAAUUUCAUCUUUCCUCCAAACCAUUUGGACAUCGAUUCGUCUUGAUGUUUUACGAAUUAAUUUUGGUAAAUUAUCGGAAAUGGCUACACAAACAAUGAUCGCCAUUUUGUUGACAAUUAAAAGUUCACCUGAAAUGUUGGAUAAAUUUCUCAAAGAAGUUUUCGAUGAUAUGGAAGGAACUCUAACCAAACUUUCUCUUGGACUAUUUAAAGUCUCAUGUCAAUUUCUCGCCUCAAUCAGUGCCUGUUCUGAUUAUUUUAUGGAGAAAAUUGGUAAACACGUUUUCCCGAUUUUCAUGAAAAACGUUAUAUUUGAUCAGACCGAUAAAGCUAAGGAAUAUCUAGAAGGAUUUACCUGUUUUUUUCGAUGUUGGAAAAAGGUUACUACGAAUAACCUUUUCUCACGAAUUCCUGAUCAAGAAAUACUUCUUACCCAAUUACUUUCUCUAUUUGAUACCGAUGAAAAUCAUAUAAAAAUCUCAGCGAUUGAAUGUUUAUCCAAUUUUGUUCAAUGUUCAUUCGUAUGGGAUUAUCAUGAAGAACAGUCUCUUGCCAAUGGUCUUUUAUUCAUAAUGCUCAGUGAUUCUUCAUCUUCAGAUGAUAGAUUGAGGAUUAAAGUCAGAGAUUUACUGGUCGAGUUUAGUUUAAAACACCCGGAGGUGUGUCAAAGUGAGAUAACCCGAAAGUUAUUUGAUAAAUUGCCUGAUUCAGCUGAUUUAACCAAUGAAAAUUUGGAGCGGUUAUUGAAAGUUUCCGGAGCAUUGAAAUGUUGUCUUCAUGGAGCUCAAUCUGAUGAGAAUUAUCAAAAAUUAGCCAAUCUUGGUGUUCAAUUAUUUUUUCAAGCAACAAUUAAUUCAGAUUUGUUAACAAAGGUUAAAAAAACCAUCACUGAUUGUAUUUGUCAAACAAUCAACUCGUCCAGUCUUGAUAUUUUUUCCCAGGCCAUUCUUAGUCCACUUUUAAAGGCUGAUUCGAAGUCGCCAAAAAUUGAAAUUGAUGAUAAUUUGAAACAAAUUGUCAGUAAAAUUUUAAUUCUGACUUCAUGUUCAUACAAAAUUUGCAUUUUUGAAAAUUUUCUCAACUCAUUGCGGACUAUGCAACCAAGUCAAUCAUCUUUAGCAUCCUCAUCACCAACUUUAUCACCUCCGCCACUCAUUAAAUUGAUUAAAGUGGUUGAAUGUAUUUUGUGCAAUUUAUCAAUUGAUUUUCAAUUCUCUUGGACUGAUCUCAUACAAAGUAUAUUGAUGCACAUACAUUCAACUAAUUACGAUGAACUUUUAGAAUCAACAACAAUCAUCAUUGAAGUCAUAUUAAACAAAUCACCUGAUCAAGGAUUGCUGAAUAUAACCAAUUUUUUAAACACCAAAUUAAGCCAAUUAUCAACUAAUCCUGUUACACUAAUACCGUCAAUACAAAUAAUGAUUGCUUGUAAUCGUGGUCUAGUCAUACGAGGAGGACAAUAUUCAAAUUUUUUCACCAACCAAUUGUUAAAUCUGAUGCAAACCCAUGACAAUGAAUCAAUCGUUUCAAUGAUUGCCAAAAAUUUUGUGCCUUGUCACACUAAUCAUAACUAUUAUCAACAAUCCAACGGAUUUAAUAUAUCACCGUUUUACCAGCAGAAAUAUUUCCAUGAAACAUCACCAAUUUUACUUAAAGGAUAUAAUGAUUUAACCGAAUGGAGGAAACGUUGUUUUGCCCUUUGUCUUCUCAAUCAUUUGAAAAAUCUUCCCAAAACUGUAAUUCGUGAUGAGAUUAGUAAAUUUCAAUCGUUAACACUUUUCAAUCUAGAGGAAACUAAUGCACCAGACAAUCAGAUAACUGCUCUUGAUUGUUUAAUCCAGUUGAUUGAGACUCAUUCAGUGACUCUAAUUCGUAACAUCUCUGGAAUUAUAAAUCGUCUUCUAUCUUUAACCAAAACAUCACCUCACCUGGAAAUAAGACGUAAAUCACUUGAUUGUCUUACCACAAUUGCUAAAACAGUUAAUGAAAUAAAUUUACUUCCUUAUCGUCCAACGGUUCUUUACGAUCUUAAAAGUGUCCUGGAUGAUCGUAAACGGAUAGUUCGUUAUGCUUGUACAGUUGCCAAACAUCAUUGGACAUUAAUUGGUCAACCAAUUUAAUCCGAAGCAUCUAAACUCGAUAUCUAAAUAAUAUACCUUAAAUCGCAGUCAAUUAAUCAACUUUUAAGGAAACGAUUUUCAAGAGAAAUAGAUUUGCAUGAAAUAUUAUAUUUUACUGUAAUUUCUCAAUUUUUCUGUUAGCAUUUUAAUCACUCCAAAUAAGAUUAGCUAAUACAAUUAAUGAUAAAUCGUUUUUUUUUCAAUUGCUGCUAAAUCCCAACCCUUUUUUCAUGUAUUUCCCACUCUGACCUGACCUCUCUCAAAAUUUCACCUUGUCAAUCUAUCACAAACAACAAUUAACUACAACCUUGAGAUGAUUAUCAAAAAAAUCAUGGAGCUGAAAUAACCAAAAAAAUCAACAGAAUCAAAUAUAAAUCACCCGAUUGAACCCAAAGGAUUCCCAUGGAUUAUUUUCAGGAUAACAAACAAUCGAGAUUAAAUUAACACACUAUUCACAUGCAAAAGGAUCAAAGAUUAUCAACUAAUCACAAUCAAAGACACAUCCAAAAAAAGGAAAGCAAAUUGAUAUGAAAAAAAAACAGCGGAAAAAAAGUGAAGAAAAAAAAAUUCAUGUAAACGAUUCACUACGAAAAUGUAGGUUUCAAGAUUGGCGUUUUUUCAUCUGCAUAAAGAGUUUGGUGUUUAAAUGUAUUAAAUUCUGUAUCCAAUCUGUUAAAUCCUCACAA